CUUCACACCAUAACCCAUUCUUCCUUCUCUCUCUAGGUUUUAUCUCUCUAAACCCUCCCCCUCCCAAAAGCCUAGGAAAUAGUGGUCUGUUGGUUGCGGCAAAGUCUGAUCUGCCAUCAGAAAACAUUUCUUAGGUUUUUUUCUCAAAACCCGCCGAGCCGAAGCUCUGUCCGAAUUGCGCCGAAAAAAUGGCCGAUUGGUGGCAAGGAGAAGGAGUUUUUGUUGAUGAUUUUCAAGCGGCUGCGGAGGACGUGGAUAUUUACAACCAACGGUAUUAUCUCGAGCAAGGACCGUUGGAUCCAACCGACUUGUACGACCAACCCAACCUUCGGUCAAGGGAUGUUUGGAACGCUCACCCGGAGGCACAAACAAUAAUCCGCUACAGGGGUACGACCAAUGUGCUCCCAUUCCACCCAGCUAUCUUGCCCUUUCUCAAAAGGGCACGAUUGGACUCGAUUAGGCAUUUUAACGGCAUCAAAGUUGAUCGCCAACUCAUCACCGCCCUAGUUGAGAGAUGGAGAAGGGAGACCCAUUGCUUCAACUUUAGAGAAGGAGAGGCCACCAUCACACUAAAGGAUGUCGCCAUCCUAACCCAUCUCCCCAUCGACGGCAAACCGGUGUGCGUGAGUGAUCAUCCCCCCGACGAUGUCGACGGUAUGCCCGGUUGGGUUCAUUUCAUCUAUAGUGUUUUGGGAGUAAAAGUACCAGUGAAGGGGUGCGUUGAUGCGACCGAUCGCAUGCCACCAAUGAGGAAGCACCAAGUGUCAAUUACUUGGUUGACGAAGUACUUUAGAGAGCAUUACGAGAGUCAUCCCCUAACCGAGGAAAGUUCGGAGGAUGAGAAGGAGAGAUAUGCUCGGGUCUAUCUCAUUGGCAUGAUCGGAGGAGUGUUCUUCUCCAAAAAAGCAAGCAAUCUCCUUAGUUGUGGAUGGCUUAGGAUCAUCCUCGGUAGUUGGGAGGAGAUGGGGGCGUAUAGUUGGGCAUCCGCUUGCCUAGCUAAUAUCUACCACAACUUGUGCAAUGCCUCUCUAAAAGCUGUGAGGGAGGUCGGCGGCGCAAUGUUCAUCGUCCAAUUUUGGGCUUGGGAGCACCGAGAUUGGCCUUCCAUGGUCGAGAUGGGCGGCAAGGUACUCGAGAUUGGCCCUUGAAGCUGGAGAAAUUCAUCACCAUGUGGGCGAACCGACAAGGGCAAGAUAUUGUCACUCCAUCAGCAGUGGGUCGAAUGGGGUAUCAUGACCCAUACUUGGAUCGAUAUCGGCAAACAUCGGUCCGUUACAUGACUCCGGAGGGUGCUGCCGAUGGUGCAUUAGUUAGUAUAUUCCACUCUACCCAAUUAAAUGUAUUGUUUUGGUUCCUAAAUUGUUUCCUAACUUAUUGUUUUGUGAUUUAGGCUGACGGGAUUGAGCGGAUUAAGGACAUUACCACAGGGAGAAUGGAGCUGGGAAAUGAAGAUGUGAGCUUCAU
This is a messenger RNA of Linum trigynum, 1464 nucleotides long. NCBI's taxonomy places the organism in Eukaryota, Viridiplantae, Streptophyta, Magnoliopsida, Malpighiales, Linaceae. The record is from the annotation of a GenBank genome assembly.